Messenger RNA from Gryllus bimaculatus (two-spotted cricket), 1329 nucleotides. The record is from the annotation of a GenBank genome assembly. Lineage: Eukaryota; Metazoa; Arthropoda; Insecta; Orthoptera; Gryllidae.
AUGAUGAUGCGGUGUUGGGUCCUGGCGCUGGCAAGCUGCCUGCUUGCCGGACUUUUCGUCCAGACCGAAGCGUACUACGACCCGGAGCAUGAGCACCUACGCUGCGGGCACGGCUUCUACUACGGCAGCGGGGGCGGCGGGCUACAGUACGGCGCGUCGCUGGGAACGGAGCAAGCCACCGUCGCGGCAGCGCCCGCUGUGGUGUCGUACGUGUCCGCGGCGCCCGUCGCCUCUUACCAAUCUGCCGGCGGCUCCUACUCACUGGGCGCAUCCUACUCGUCUGGAGGUUACUCUUCGGGCGGCAGCAGCUACUUGGCCGGAAGUUACUCGGGUGGAGGGUACGUGGGUGGUGCGACGCCCGCCAGCUACUCCAGCUACUCGUCGCACGCGUCCAAGGUGGCUGCGGCGGCGUCGCUAGGCUCGUACGUGAGCGCGCACGCUCCCGCCGUCGCCUACGCGGCGCCCGCCCUCAAGGGGGCGCCCGCCACGCCCGUCGUCGCCCCCGCCAAGUACGCCGUGCAGACUGCCUACACCGCCCCUGCCAUCGCCUCCACAUCCUAUUCCCCUUCCUCCGGCCUCAAGUACUCCGCCGCCGCUAUCGCCGCCCCUGUGGUCACUUACGCCAAGUAUUCCGCAGCCGUCGGUCCCGCCAUCGCCUAUGGCAAAUACUCGGUGGGUGCCCCGGUGGUGGCUACCGCUAAGUACACCGCGCCCGUGGUAGCCAAGUACGCCGCAGCACCGGUCGUUGCCGUGGCCGCACCCGCGUUUGCUUCCUACUCGUCCAACGCUGACCUCAAGUACUCCUCUGCGCACGCGGCGUCGCUGUCGUCGUACUCCUCCGGCGGCGCCGGCGCCAUCGCCACGCCUGCGUCCUACGCCACCUACUCGGCCGCCCCCGCCUACGCAGCCCCGGCGGUCGUGGCCGCCCCCGCCGUGGGGUCGGCGCCCGUUCGUUACGCCCCGGCCACGCCCGCCGUCGCCAGCUACGUGGCCGCUCCGGCCGUCGCAAAGGUGCCCGUCGCCGCCGUCAAGACCGUGGCUGCUAAGCACAUCGAACACUACGAUGCACAUCCUCGUUAUGCCUUUGAGUAUGGUGUCAACGAUCCACACACAGGUGAUGUAAAGCGGCAGUGGGAACAGCGAGAUGGAGAUGUAGUUAAAGGCCAAUAUAGCCUUGUGGAGCCUGAUGGCAGUGUGCGCACAGUCAAUUAUGUUGCUGACUGGGAAACAGGUUUCCAUGCCACAGUCAAUAAGAAUGGCCCUUCAGUUCACAAAGCAUCAGCAGCCCCAGUAGCUGUUCUAACUAAACAGGCUGCAGGAGCCCAUUAA